AUGCACAGACGCACUCUAUUUUGCGUGGACGUUGGCCGAAUGCCGUCGUCAGAUGCCACCCAGCCAAGAGUCCAGCCCCCGCCGACAAGGAGACAAACUUUGUCGAUUGCCAUUGUCAGGACGAAAUGGCAAUCCGGGAGACUCUUGAGUCGUGUAAGCGGACCAAGGUAUUUUUCCGUCAUACUAAUCACGACGGCAUUUUCCUCGUUGGCCGCUGAAUGGCGGGGCGGUUCUCGGGGUUACCAAUUGGUUCGAUAUGAGCUUGCUAGCGUCUGGCUACGCAUCUGCUGA
This is a messenger RNA of Akanthomyces muscarius, 291 nucleotides long. RefSeq lists its product as uncharacterized. Lineage: Eukaryota; Fungi; Ascomycota; Sordariomycetes; Hypocreales; Cordycipitaceae. The coding region runs from base 1 to 291 and encodes 96 amino acids. The record is from RefSeq and is a predicted model, not a curated record. The transcript is spliced from 5 exons.